Lagopus leucura (white-tailed ptarmigan) is the source of this 9113-nucleotide messenger RNA. RefSeq names its product dispatched RND transporter family member 3 (gene DISP3). The record is from RefSeq and is a predicted model, not a curated record. Gene Ontology annotation, cellular component: membrane. Bases 220 to 4236 code for a protein of 1338 amino acids. Lineage: Eukaryota; Metazoa; Chordata; Aves; Galliformes; Phasianidae. The transcript has 22 exons.
ACUGGCAGUCGUCUGGUUUUUUAUCUGCCGCUGAUCUUGACUGUUGGCUUCUAUAUAUGGGAGAAUAAGAGCAAUGCGUUGUAGAUUCCUUCUGGAUCCAAAUCUUGCACGCAUGAGGCCAAACCAUUCUGUGUGUGCACCACCUGCCUACAUCCCCACCAGCUCUGCUCUGCAUUUCCAUUCCUCUGACUCAUCUGGGAAACGGCUGCAGUGCUGGACAUGGACACAGAGGAUGACCCCUUGUUGCAGGACGCCUGGCUGGAUGAGGAGGACGAAGAGGUUGCCUUCAGCUCAAGGAAGAGGCGGGAGGGUGCUCUGUUGUGUGGCAAAAGCUCCUGCAGGGUCAGGCCUCUGCGUGUCACACUGCCAGUCAGUGGCUUCUGGAAUAUCGUAGGCUGGAUAUUUACCAACCCAUACUGCGCUGGCUUCAUCCUUUUCCUGGGCUGUGCCAUCCCUGCUGUGCUCGCUGUUGUCAUGUUCCUCCACUACCCAGCGCUGGACAUUGAUAUCUCCUACAACGCCUUUGAGAUCCGUAACCACGAGUCCUCGCAGCGCUUCGAUGCGCUCGCCUUGGCCCUCAAGUCCCAGUUUGGGUCAUGGGGGAGGAACCGCCGUGACCUGGCUGACUUCACCUCCGAAACCCUGCAGAGGCUCAUCUUUGAGCAGCUCCAACAGCUGCACCUCAACGCUUCCCACCUGCAGGUCAGCACGCGGGCCAAGCGCAGCGCCCCGCAGGGCAGGACUCGCUCCCUUGAGCCCCGUGCCCACCCACACCCAGGCAACGAGACAUCCCGUGUCACGAGGGGAGCCCCACGCUGGGACUACUCCAACACUUACAUCAGUGCCAACACGCAGGCGCACGCGCAUUGGCGCAUUGAGCUCAUCUUUCUGGCCCGGGGGGACUCUGAGAACAACAUCUUCACCACGGAGCGCCUGGUUACCAUCCAUGAGGUUGAACGUAAGAUCAUGGAUCACCCUCGCUUCCGGGAGUUCUGCUGGAAGCCCCACGAGGUCCUGAAGGACCUGCCCUUGGGCUCCUACUCCUACUGUUCCCCUCCCAGCUCCCUCAUGACUUACUUCUUUCCCACGGAGAGAGGAGGGAAGAUUUACUACGAUGGUAUGGGACAAGACCUUGCUGAUAUCCAAGGGUCCUUGGAGCUGGCCAUGACCCACCCCGAGUUCUACUGGUAUGUAGAUGAGGGUUUGUCUGCUGAGAACAAGAAGAGCUCCCUGCUGCGGAGCGAGAUCCUCUUUGGGGCACCACUGCCCAACUACUACUCAGUGGAGGAUCGCUGGGAGGAGCAGCGCCACAAGUUCCAGAACUUUGUCGUCACCUACGUGGCCAUGCUGGCCAAGCAGUCCACGAGCAAAGUCCAGGUGCUGUAUGGAGGGACAGAUUUGUUUGACUAUGAAGUGAGGAGGACAUUCAACAAUGACAUGUUGCUGGCCUUCAUCAGCAGUAGCUGCAUAGCUGUCCUGGUUUACAUCCUUACCUCCUGCUCAGUGUUCCUGUCAUUCUUUGGCAUCGCCAGUAUUGGACUGAGCUGUCUGGUGGCUCUGUUCCUGUACCACGUCGUUUUUGGGAUCCAGUACUUGGGCAUACUCAAUGGUGUGGCUGCCUUUGUCAUUGUGGGGAUUGGGGUUGAUGAUGUCUUUGUGUUCAUCAACACCUACCGCCAAGCCACCCACCUCAAAGACCUGCGGCUGCGCAUGAUCCACACAAUCCAGACAGCAGGGAAGGCCACCUUCUUCACUUCCCUGACCACAGCUGCAGCUUAUGCUGCCAACAUCUUCUCUCAGAUCCCAGCUGUGCAUGACUUUGGACUCUUCAUGUCGCUGAUUGUGUCCUGCUGCUGGGUGGCUGUGCUCUUUACCAUGCCAGCUGCUCUCGGAAUAUGGACUCUUUAUGUGUCCCCACUAGAGAGCUCCUGCCAAACCAGCUGCAGUCAGAAGUGCACCAAGAAGAGUGCUUUGCACCUGGCUGAGGAUCUCUUCGUUGCCUCAGAGGGCACCUCCAGAGCAGGCCGAGAGACGCUGCCCUACCUCGAUGAUGACAUCCCACUGCUCAGCGUGGAGGAGGAGCCUGUCUCCCUGGAAAUGGGGGAUGUUCCCUUGGUAUCUGUGAUGCCAGAAAAUCUGCAGCUGCCUGUGGAGAAGAGCAACCGAGGUCAUCUGAUAGCUCAUCUCCAGGAGCUUCUGGAGCACUGGGUGCUGUGGUCUGCAGUGAAGAGCAGAUGGGUGAUUGUGGGGCUCUUUCUCCUCGUUUUGCUCCUGUCCAUAUUCUUUGCCAGCCGCCUCCGCCCAGCUAGCCGUGCUCCAGUCCUGUUCCGGCCAGACACCAACAUCCAGGUGCUGCUAGACCUGAAAUACAACCUGAGUGCUGAAGGCAUCUCCUGCAUUACCUGCUCAGGUUUGUUUCAGGAAAAGCCCCACAGUUUGCAGAACAACUUCCGAACAUCCUUGGAGAAAAAGAAGAGAGGCUCUGGAUCACCCUGGGGAAGUAAAGGGAGCAUAACUGAUACAGGGCAGCAAGAUCUGCAGGGGACUGUGUAUAUCUCCAAGUCCAGAAGCAAAGGAAGGCCAGCCAUCUACAGAUUCUCUCUCAAUGCCAGCAUCCCUGCCCCCUGGCAGAUGGUGUCACCGGGAGAUGGAGAGGUGCCUUCAUUCCAGGUGUAUAGAGUGCCUUUCGGUAACUUCACCAGGAAGCUGACAGCUUGUGUGUCCACAGUAGGGCUGCUUAAGCAGACGAGCCCCAGGAAGUGGAUGAUGACUACCUUGUCCUGUGAUAGCAAGAGAGGCUGGAAGUUCGACUUCAGUUUCUACGUGGCCGCCAAGGAGCAGCAGCGAACACGGAAGCUGUAUUUUGCCCAAUCACACAAGCCUCCUUACCAUGGCCGAGUGUGUGUGGCACCUCCUGGUUGUCUCCUCAGCUCCAGCCCAGAUGGACCCACCAAAGGCAUCCUUUAUGUUCCCAGUGAGAAAGCAGCACCCAAAGCAAGGCUCUCGGCGACUUCUGGGUUUAAUCCUUGCAUGAACACGGGCUGCGGGAAGCCAGCAGUGCGACCACUGGUGGACACAGGCGCCAUGGUGUUCGUCGUCUUUGGCAUCCGAGGGGUGAAUCGUACCAAGCACUCGGACAACCACGUCAUCGCAGACAUGGGCAGCGUUAUCUACGAUGACAGCUUCGACCUCUUCAAAGAGAUUGGCAACCUGUGUCGCCUCUGCAAAGCCAUCGCCAGCAACACCGAGCUUGUGAAGCCAGGAGGGGCUCAGUGCCUGCCCUCGGGUUAUAGCAUCUCCUCCUUUCUGCAGAUGUUGCACCCUGAGUGCAAGAACAUCCCUGAGCCGAACCUGCUGCCUGGACAGCUCUCUCACGGGGCAGUGGGAGUGAAGGAUGGGAAGGUGCAGUGGAUCUCCAUGGCAUUUGAAUCAACAACCUACAAAGGGAAAUCUUCCUUCCAGACGUAUGCUGAUUAUCUGAAAUGGGAGACAUUCCUGCAGCAGCAACUCCAGCUCUUCCCAGAGGGUUCUGCUCUCCGUCAUGGUUUCCAGACCUGUGAGCACUGGAAGCAGAUCUUCAUGGAGAUUAUAGGAGUGCAGAGUGCCCUGUAUGGUCUCAUCCUUUCGCUGGUUAUUUGUGUGGCUGCAGUGGCAGUGUUCACCACUCACAUCCUCCUCCUGCUGCCAGUGCUGCUCAGCAUUUUAGGUGUGGUCUGCCUGGUGGUGACCAUCAUGUACUGGUCUGGCUGGGAAAUGGGGGCUGUGGAAGCCAUUUCUCUGUCCAUCCUCGUUGGCUCUUCUGUCGAUUACUGCGUGCACUUGGUGGAGGGCUACCUGCUGGCAGGGGAAAACCUGCCGCUGCACCACGCAGAGGACCCCACAGCCUGCCGCCAGUGGAGGACGAUUGAAGCUAUCCGUCACGUGGGCGUAGCAAUUGUCUCGAGUGCUGUCACCACCGUGAUUGCCACCGUCCCGCUCUUCUUCUGCAUCAUUGCCCCUUUCGCCAAGUUUGGGAAGAUCGUGGCCCUCAACACGGCAGUCUCCAUCCUAUACACGCUGACUGUGAGCACAGCCCUGCUGAGCAUCAUGGGGCCCGGCACCUUCACCCGGAGCAGGACUUCCUGCCUCAAGGCUGUGGCAGGGGUGCUUCUCGCUGGCCUGCUGGGUCUAUGCAUCUGCCUUGCCCUGCUAAAGGGUGGAUUUAAGAUCCCUCUCCCUAAUGGGACAGCCCUGUAGACCUCACACCGAGAGCCACACGAUCUGUCCUCUUGCUCCCUUUUCUUUUUUUCUUUCUUUUUUUUUUUAAAGGAUAUUUUUUGUAAGAAAAAAAAAGAGGAAAAAAAAUCCUGUUUUUUCCAGAAGUUUUUCAACUCCAGAUGCACUUUAUUUUCUAAUGGGUUUUGCUCUAAACUUGUAUUUAUUUCAGAAGUGAUGGAUGGAUGACGGACAGUGAGGGCUGCCCAGGGAAUUCCUCAGCCCAUGAGUAGGAGGGGAGAAGGUGCUCUUCUCUCAAUUUUCUUUCUGCUUUUCUUUUUUUAAAUGAACAGAGCUUUCUGGAACCACAAAGGUAAAGAAGUCAGGUAGGCCGUCUGACCCCUUUCAAACUGCUUCCUUUCUGUCCUUGACAUGGCCAGGGUCAGCAUUGUGACGAUGGCUUUAGAGGUGAUGUCCUGUCCCAUAACAGGGCUGUGCAUCAACACCUGAGCCUUGCAAAGGGCAGCGAGGCCUGGGGAAUAGCAUUGCUUUGCUAUGCCCCGUGCUCAGCUGCAAACUCACUGCACAGGAUGCAUUUCCCAGCUAGCUCUUACUGGGGUGGUUGUGAAAUUAAAAUGAGAGAUUUUGGGGCAGCACCACCUGCUGGGACCUGCUUUCAUUGUUAGCGGGGAAUGCCAGGACAUGUGGCUCUUUCUUUCAUAAAGGACGCCGGUCCUCUCACUGGGAUCCCUUGUGUCUCUGAACAGUCAUCAGAACACUGUUGGUGCCUACAGGGCCCUGUCCUCCUCUCCUUCUUGCCAAGGUAGCAGUGGUGUCCUGUCCCAGCUCCCGCUCUGUUUGUGACUUCACCAAUCUACCUCUGCUCUUCAUGGCAGAGAGAGAACUGAAGACCUUCAGCUCGGUACAAAGAUUUUUGCUCCAGGACCUGGCAUCCAGCACUUAGCCUGAGGAUAAACUAACCCCUGUAGCAAGGUAGAGCCCAUAGCUGGCAGCAUGCGUGGAUUAACAGUGGGGCAUUCUCUGUGGCAGCUCAGAGACCCUGCUGUGCAGACAUGAAGGCAGCAGAGCUUCAGCCUGAGGCUGCUGCCUGCUCAAAGCAGAUGGUUUAUAUUAAAGUAAAAUGAAAUUGCAAACUGGUGCCAUUAACAAGUACAUUUUAAGCAUCACUGAUUCCAUCAUAUUCUUAAAAUUGAAAUAACUAAGUGUGUGCGUUGAUAUGCAGCACAUCUGGUCCUUGGCAGAAGGGGAGGGGUCAGGCCCACUGGGAGAUGCAUUAAACAUUAUUUACAGGGAUGCCAACAGAAAGAGGUGGCUGGAAAGCAGCCCGACUCCUCAUUUGUUUGCAGAUACCAUGUCCCCGAUGGCUUUGCAUUCUCUGUCUGGAUUGACCCCCUUUUUAAAAUGGAAAUGCCAGGAAGCUGGUCCCUCGUGCCAGCCACGUUCUGGGGACUGUGCUGCUGAGACAGACCAGCAGCUGCUGCUGCUUGGCUCACUAUAUCCCUGGUUUAAUCCCUGCCAGUCUCUUACAUCUUCACAUCAUGUUGUUCCUCUGAAACAGGAUCAAACAUUUGUUCCUAAACUAGGUUCCCCAAGGCAUCAGCUGGAGAGAAGGGAUUGAGGACAGGAGUCUCCUUAGGCUUUGUUGAUGCCAGGAGAAAUCUAGAGCAAUCCAUGAGGGUGGUGAAAGCAUGAGCAAACAGGACCUGGUUUUCUUCCUCACCAUCACCAUGGCACAGCUGAGUUACCCUUUUCUGCAGGAUUUACUGUUCCUUGACCCCUGUCUCUGCUCUGCCCAGCUCCUACAGGAUGAACCCUGAUGAAUAAAUGGUUCUGGGAAGGAUUUUCAACCUUCCUAAACCUGUGGUUCUUUGAGAGCUGCUAUACAAGGCUCAGCCACACUGAUCUGCAAGCCCUGCUUUCCCUGAUGUCUCAUCUCCAGAUUUAAUUACUAGUGGUGCCCUGCGCACUUGUAAAUGGCAGCAAGCACAGAGGGCAGCGUGCUGAUGACAUACAGCGAUCUACAUGGGUGUUGUGGGGCAGAGUGCAGGAGCCCUGGUGCUGCUGCCAAGGAUGCUCUGACUGGAAGGCUUGACCCAUAUUCACCUAUUGCUUCAACCUUCUUCGAGUGAUUAAAGCUGAUGGUUAUUUCCAGGUCGCCAGACAAGAGAGGAAGGUGCUGAGUUAAGCCUUGCAGCAUGUCCCUUCUGUGAGCACGGAGAAGCACUGAAAGAUCUUUAAGGCGAGGCACAGAUCUGCUUUAAUCCUGCAAAACUUAACGCGCAUUCAUGCCCCAGGUAUCCCACAGUUUUACUCACUAUAAAGAGGCUAAUAUAAGCUCCUCACUUCCAGAGUGAUGCUGGGCACGCCAUGCUGAGACCAGUCCCUCAGCCAUUCUCAGAAAGCAAAGAUUAGUUUCAAAGUAGUGGAAAAGCUUUUGUGCCUCCGGGUUCUGAUUUAUCAGUGUCUGAUCUCAGACAAAAAUAACAGCAUUCUUAGCACCCAACAGGUUCUGUCCCAUUUUCUGGAGCAGGAAGGGGGAAGGACUGCUUUCUUAUCCUCUCUAGCUAGUCAGAGCAGUAGGGCAGGCUGAUAUGAGCAGGAACAACACCUUCUCCAUGUUUGCCCAAGUGGCUCUGGGAACACGCUAGAAAAGCAAUGGCUGGAGUGAUUCAGGAAGGAAAAGAAAAGACUAAGGUAAGUAUAGCAGAUGAUUUGCAAAGGCAUACUGAGGAGAUGGUGUCCCUCCAGCAGGAAGCUGAGGCAGAGUUAGGAUUUGGAGCUCACUCCAAGUUAUAGUAGAAUAGCCAGGAGAUGAUCCCAGAUUAUGCUUUCCAGUGCAGGUGCCCACUGGACAUUGAUAAGCUGAAAAUUUAAUGGUCACAACACUUGGGUUUUAGAUGUAGAAGCACAGAAUAUCCUGCAGAGUGUUGCAGAGUGAAGGAGAAACAGAAGUGGAGCCCAGCCUUCCCUAGCAUACUUGCAACACUGUCUUGGUGGAGACAGUAAAUCAGUGGCAGAUGCAUACAUCCAUCUCCCUGGCAUUAGAAAAUAUUCAUAAAAUUAUAGGGGUAAGAAAAUGGAUGGGUUUAUCUGAGCAAGCAUGAAGGUGGGGCUGACAGCCCUGCUGGGAAUCAGUGCUCUGAGGCAGAUGCUUGUAGCAAUAAAAAGCAAAGGCUCACCUGUCUAGCGCUGUUCAGGAGCAGAUGCUUGCCCUAAAUUAAUUCCUCCCAAAUCUCUACCCAUCUUCUUUCUCUGAUGCCCAGAGCAUCUCUUGGGCCCUGUCACCUUGCUGUGCAAGGUUCCGCCUUCUCAGUGGUACCUCCUUUGCCUAAGAUGCUCACAGAUGCUGAACUAAGGCAUGCUGGAGACUUUCUCAGAAUUUCUCAGGCAGGGGAAGCUAAGGUGCUAAAAUUCUUCAUAUAAAGCUGCCAGUUUCAGUGUUCUUAAAUAGUUGAACACAUUGUCAUGGAAAUAUUUCAUCCUGGCUUUACUUGUGAGAGAACGCACUGUUUUUCCAUUUCAAAACAAUCUUACUGCUGCAGUUAAAAAGAAACAUACACGGGUUCUCAGUUACAGCACACUGCAAUUAAUAUUUGUUAUCUGCCCAUCCUCUUUUUUUUUUUUUUUUUUUGGUAAGUUCUGUUUUGAAGGAUACCUUCUGAGAAGUUAACAUUUCAGGAUGGAAACUGUAAUCUCCUAGAGCUGAUCAUCUGAUCAUCUAGAGCUGAUCCUGUCCUGACAAGAAGCCCUCAGUAGUUACAGGAGGGCAUUGAUUCCUGUUUGCCAAAGCAGAGAUAUGUACAGAGCUGCUGCCUUUAGAAUUGCUGCUGCGUGAGUUCAAGGUUCCCCACAGACAAUGGUGAGAAUAGGACUCACAACAGCUUUGGAGCAAAGAGGAACAGAGCUGAUGUGCUUUGCAAAGAUCAGUGUCAGAAAUAGACCCAGGUCUCCUCACUCCAUUUCUUUGCUUUUGUUGCAGUGGUUCUUGAGGCGCUGGGUUCAUGCAGGGCCUGUACAGGCAAUGGAGUCAUCAGGGCUGGCCACCAAUCUUGGUGGUUUCAAAGGCUGCAAAUACUGGAAAGGGAUCAGUGACUGUGCUGGGCUGUGAUCUCUGUCCCAAGCAAAGCCAGCCUGGAAAUUAUCCCCAAGGAGAAGGAUAUAUGGCGUGCUUACAGAGCUGUUUGCACACUGUGUUGGCAAUCUGGCUGCAGGGGUCUCCUGAGACCCCCUGAGACCCCUGACUUUGUCACCACUGGAACAAACUGGGAUGUUGCUUUUAUGUCACAGCACCUCAUUUUGGCGUGUGCUGCACUGAAUUUUCUUACCAGAGCGGCUUGCCCUCUUGGAAAAUUAUGAAAGGCCACGUAAAUGUGUGCACACUGUCCGGCAGGAAAACUGUGCUGAUUGAUUUGCAGCCAGGCAGGGCAAGUCUCUUAGUAAUUAGCAAAAUCACUCCUCACCCGGAUAGCAUGCAAGUCACAGUUCACAGGUUAUCCUGUUUCAAAGCCCUUUACUAACUCCUCUUCCUCAGCUUCACACCCAGGUCCUGGAAUUGGAAACUCUCACAGAACCCAUUCAUCAGAAUGGAGGUGUGGGAUGCGUCCUCCCCUUGGGGGCAGCAGGGGGGGUGAUAGGAGGACUGGAGGCAGAGCAGCAGGCAGGAAGGUUUGCAGGGAAGAGAGCAAAGAAGAGGGAUGAUGUGGGAGAGGGGGCAGGAGCACCUCAAAGUGCUGCCGCUUCGCCACGUGCCUGCAGACCUUCGCAUCGGUUCUCAGAGUGAUGUAGCACAAUUCGCAAUGUAACGUCCGCGUGUUACUUUUUGUAAGUCGUCUCCUACUCUCCCUAUUUUCAAUGUUCCUUGAUUUUUGGAGACUUGUAAAUAAAAGAUUUUGACACUG